Messenger RNA from Thalassophryne amazonica, 1134 nucleotides. RefSeq lists its product as uncharacterized. The record is from RefSeq and is a predicted model, not a curated record. Bases 43 to 1110 code for a protein of 355 amino acids. The transcript is spliced from 2 exons. Gene Ontology annotation, molecular function: G protein-coupled receptor activity. Lineage: Eukaryota; Metazoa; Chordata; Actinopteri; Batrachoidiformes; Batrachoididae. Gene Ontology annotation, cellular component: membrane. Gene Ontology annotation, biological process: G protein-coupled receptor signaling pathway.
CUUUCGUGGUUUAAUGAAAUGAUUAUUGGGCUGUGAGCGAACAUGUCCUCGGCACUCUCUAACCUGUCGAGUGCGGAUGCUCUGCUGGAACAGACGCAUCGCUCCGUCAAAAUCAGCGUCAUCAUCUCUUUGGGCGUGAUGGUCACUUUGGGAAAUAUCGCAGUUCUCCUGGUCAUUUCCUCGUCCGUGGCCGGUUGGUCCAGAAACUCUCGGUACUUUCUGCUGUCCCUGACAGCCGCGGACUCUGCCUUCGGACUGCUGGUCAUGCCCUUGAACCUGUGGGUGAGUUUGCUCAAAGAGCACACAGAAGGCCCGGACGCGCUGUGUCACGUGGUGGCCUUCUGUAACGGCACCGUCUACACCACCUGCAUGUACACGCUGGCCUCCAUCAGUCUGGAACGGUACGUGGCCGUCUUUUACCCUCUGAAGUACUCCUCGCUCAUGACCAAGACAAGGACUCUGCUCCUCAUCGCCUUCUCCUGGUGCGUGCCUCCUUUAUUGCUGCUGCCCAUCUCCUUUCCUGACGGAGUCAUCGAGGUUCACUUUUCUACAGCGUCACUCGUUUGCAAUCCGACCUACUCCACCAACGUGGCUUAUUCUUUAAGCCUGGCGUGUCUUAUAUUCUUUCCUUGCUCCAUAAUAAUGACCUUCGCCAAUUUAAGAGUGUGGUGCGCUGCCAAGAGACAGAGGCUCAAAUUGCGCAAAUACGCCUGUGCGCAGCGCAGAAGGCGGAACAUCGCGUCCAGAGUCCUCGUGCCUGUGAUGGCAGCCUACUACACUUGCUGGACUCCCUGUAUGGCAGCUAUGAUCUACAAUGCCAUCUCGGGCAAGAAUGUACCAGAGUGGAUUGAAUUUGUGGUGGUAUGGCUGCCAACCUCCAAUGGUUUUCUGAACUGCAUCUUCUACUUCUGGAUUAACCGCAGCUUCAGAAGAAAAUUCCACCUCAUCCUCCAGAGGAUAGCUCUGGCGCUCUGCCCUGAGUUGGCCAACACCCUUGGGUGCUGCCACCAUUCAAAUGCACACUUUAUCUCAGAAGUUAUGGAUAACAGCAUUGUUCAUGAACGGUCUUCCAGUGUGUCCUCCACCUGCACCUUGUUGUCUGUGGCUUAGCACCGCAGUGCCCGAGGAAGACUU